Molecule: messenger RNA, 5734 nt
Organism: Lates calcarifer (barramundi perch)
Lineage: Eukaryota; Metazoa; Chordata; Actinopteri; Centropomidae
Gene: ndrg4
Product: NDRG family member 4
Exons: 20
Coding region: 248-1654 (468 amino acids)
Biological process (GO): positive regulation of ERK1 and ERK2 cascade; brain development; signal transduction
Cellular component (GO): cytoplasm
Source: RefSeq, a predicted model, not a curated record
CUCUCUCAUUUUGUCUGGUGCACCCACAGGCACACAAACUCAGCUUUGUACACUCAUCCAGUGCUUAGUAGCCUGAGGGACGCACACACGAACACAGACACCAAAAACACAACCAGGAAGACAGAGAAACACUGAAGUACUCCACAGCUCUUUCUGCUUGGAAUUACUUUUUGCUCCUUGGACUCUCCACCCAACCUCCAUUCCUCCACCAGCCUCUCACCCCCUUGGCGUUUUCAACAGCUAAACAAUGAAGAUGGGGCCUGGAUUGUUUUGGAACUUCCCUCCCAAGGCUGGCUGCACGGUUCCACAGAGCCUCCUGCAGACCAUGUUGCUAUCCAGGAUGGCAGGGAUUAAGGAGCAGCAGUUCACGGAAGAGAAGCCCCUGCUGCCAGAGCAGAGAGGAGUGGACUCAGACAUGCAGGAUAAAGGAGAUGAGGCAUCAGGGGGGCUCCCUUGCCCUGCCAGCCCUGCACCCCUUAACAACCCCUCCCCCCCCAGCCGCCCCAGUCACCGCUGGCAUGUCAUCGCACGGCACUGGCUCCGCCAGACUCGCCGUCGUACCAGCGGGGUCCUCCCGGAAAGCUGUGAACAGCUGAUGCCAGUAGGGGACUGGAAGGAACAUGAUGUUGAGACCCCUUAUGGGAUGCUGCAUGUGGUGAUCCGUGGGGCACCCAAAGGAAACAAGCCUGCUAUCCUCACCUACCAUGAUGUGGGACUGAACCACAAGCUGUGCUUCAACACUUUCUUCAAUAAUGAGGAUAUGCAGGAGAUCACCAAGCACUUUGUGGUUUGCCACAUUGAUGCCCCAGGACAGCAGAUUGGAGCUUCUCAGUUGCCACAGGGGUACCAGUACCCCACUAUGGACCAGUUGGCUGGGAUGCUGCCCACUGUAGUCCAACACUUUGGAUUCAAGAGCAUUGUUGGGAUCGGAGUUGGAGCUGGAGCUUACAUUCUAGCCAAGUUCGCUCUGAUCUUCCCUGACCUGGUGGAGGGUUUGGUUCUGCUCAACAUUGACCCCAACGGCAAAGGAUGGAUUGAUUGGGCUGCCACCAAGUUGUCAGGUCUAACCAGUACUCUGCCAGAUAUUGUCCUACCACAUCUUUUCAGCCAGGAGGAGCUGAUAAACAACACAGAGCUAGUGCAGAGCUACCGACAACAAAUCAACAACACCAUCAACCAGUUCAACCUGCAGCUCUUCUGGAACAUGUACAACAGUCGUAGAGACCUGGAGAUGAACCGCAGUGGGACAGUACUCAACGCCAAGACCCUCAAGUGUCCUGUGAUGCUGGUUGUAGGAGAUAAUGCUCCUGCUGAGGAAGGAGUGGUUGAGUGCAACUCAAAACUGGAUCCGACCAACACCACCUUCCUAAAGAUGGCUGACUCUGGUGGACUUCCUCAGCUCACACAGCCUGGCAAGCUGACUGAAGCCUUCAAGUAUUUCCUGCAGGGAAUGGGCUACAUCGCUUAUGUGAAGGAUCGGAGGUUGAGUGGAGGGCCAGUGCCCUCUGCCAGUAUGACCCGUCUGGCUCGAUCCAGGACGGCCUCCCUGACAAGUGCCAGCUCCAUGGAUGGAUCCCGUUCUCGGGCCUGCACCCACUCCGACAGCGCUGAGGGAGUCGGCACAGUCACCCACACCAUGGAGGUGUCCUGCUGAGGAGCCAUAGAAGGAGGGAGGGAGGAGGUAGGGGGAUAGAGAGAGAAAGAGAGAGACAGGAAAGGAUGACAGCAAAGAAAAAAUGAGGAAAUGGUAUGAGGAAAAUGUUGAUUAACAUUUGAGGGUUUGAGGGCGUCAGAGCUAGCUAGCCAGAAGUCAUGAUAAGAGUGCAAAACGUGUCAGCAACAGCAAGGAAAGUUCAUAAACGAGAUGAAGAACGCUCUCUCUAUCUGCCAUCUUCGCCCCCCCCCGCCCCCCCAACCACUGUAAAAUAUCUUAUGUAUUGCUACUAAAAAACCCUAGCCACCUCUUUUAAAUAUCCACUUCAACUCCCGUAUCCACUUCAACUCCCGUCAAUGAUGAAGAUGUACGUAACUGUUUUUGUCAUUCUUGUGUUUGCUCUGUUUGCACCCAACCCCCCACCCCUCCAUACACACGCAAAAGAAAAACAAAGAAAGUAAUUAUGUCUUCAAUUCACACAGCAAAGACUUGUUAUUAAUAAUAUGUUAUGAGAAGGUAUUUUUUGCUAGCAAUUUUUUUUUAUUGUUAUACAGAAGUGUGAGUAUCUCUCUCUGUGUUGUUUAUAUAGGAGUGCUUUUUUCUCUCCAGGUGAGAGACGGGUCACAGGUGUGCAUUUGGGGUGUGUCCAAAAUUUGGCAGACAGCAGAACACAGCCUAUUUUGUCCCUGUAGUGGUUAGAGAAAAUGUAUUUGCUUUUUAAGUCCACGAGCAUAGCUAGAAUACAUCUUGUUGACUUAGAUCUGCACUUAGUAAGAUUUUAUAUCAAACUUGUAAACUAGAAUCCAAAAGAGUGGUGUCAUCAGCGUAUAUACAAGUGUUAAGGUAUUUCCAAAAAGCAGAAGCAGGUAUUUAUUGACAUAAAGUUUUUUUUUUUAUGGAUGGACCUAUAUAAUUAUCAUAAAGCUUGUUACACUGUAUGCUCUCUCAUUACUGAACUUAUUAUCUCCUGACAGGAAAUUGAACUGGGGCCAGCAGUAAAAUAUGCAUUGAAACCUAGCCACUACACCACCAGAUAUAGCUUAACUGAUACAUAUGUGCGGCUUCAUUUGUUUUUAUUGCUUUUAACCUGAUAAUCUGUACAUGAUAUAUCCAAAGUAGCCUAAAAAAUUGAUUUUAACUUUGGUUUUAACCUUGAUUUUGAGAGAGAUGAUUUUGUGUUUUGUAAGCAAUUGGAGGCCAUCUAUUGUUUAGUAACAAAUGAGCAUAAAGUGAUUUAUAUAAAUAUGCAGUCUUAUGUAACUAAUAUAGCAGCAAAGUUAUUAUGAAGUAUUUGUUCAGCAUCAAGAAAACUGACAACUUAUAACUUGUAUUUCUAGACAUUAAUCACUAACCAAUUUCUGUGAAAUCAAGUGAGCAUGAAAUUGUCAGUAUCUUACAAAGUAAGGUAUUGCUGGAAAUGCACUAUUAUGAGCUGAGUAGUUUAAUGUAAAAUGUUGUAUGUGAAAUUAGGAAUAGAGUUGCAUUACUAUUGUAUUACCAAUACUAAUAUUACUGUAUCUGGAUGAAUUAAAUUUGUAAAUUGAGAGCACAAUAUAGAAGAUUGUCCUCUUGCAUUGUAAGCACUUGUUAUGUUAUAGUAUGUUAUAGCUCUGUCUAGGAGAAGAUUAGAAGAUCAAAAGAAAACUGUUUCUUAAAGCAUUUAGUGGUCUAUCCAGGGAAAGUUCUAUUCCAUAAACAUGACCAAUUUAGUGGUGUUACAUACUGAAUCUGGUUACUGAAAUUAAAAUUACUGUUACUUUCGAGCCGCAUUAAUGCAAUGUUGCUGAGCACAGCAACUUAUGUUUCAUCUAACAUUUCUAAGACAAUCCACUAGAUGAAUAUAGACUAGAGUAAGUAUUCAUUAACAUGGAUAUGCAUGUGAAUGAGAAAGUAAUCAUAGGGCAUCCUAGUAUCUGAGUUUCAUCAAGUAUUAAGGCAUUCUUCAUUAGCACCUUACAUUUGGCUAGUUAAAUAGAGCCAUGGAUAAAACUGCCAUCAUCAAUCUAUAAAGGACAUAUUCAGACAGAUAUUGACCCUGUGUUAAACAAACCAAAGGGCAUUGGUGGAAGGGUAUGCUGUUUCAUGUACCAGUGUGACAGUGAAAUACAGUCUGGGAUGUCCAGUUGGAGCAAUGUGCAUGUGUGCAUGCUUCCAAUGGACAAUGCAGUGCCAUGGCAGAUGACAUCACAUUGUAUUUGUUGCAGGAAAGCUUCACUUCCCCAGUUCAAAUGAAUGAGAGGGAGUGCAUAUAUACAUGCAAAGCAAAUGUCUGUGUGAACAAAGCCUAACUCUGGGGUGUGGAUGUGGCUCUUGCAGUCUCUACUCAUACCAAACCAGACCAGGGGGACAGAGGCAAACCCAAACAAGCCCUCUUUUCGGGUCGCCACCAAAGAACUCGCAGCAGUAGGCUGCUUUCUGUGGAUAUACCAAACCUAUCCCCACAUACACAAAUAUCCACACAUGUAUUACCAUGCACACACACAUUUUCAAACGUGCUCAAAUGAAAGCUGCACUAGUUCAAGAAAAAGACAUGAAUAAAUAAAACUCACACACACAAGAGUGAUUAGUAAUUGCUAUGCAUUUGGUGUUUGUUUUGAUGUGCCUUGUAACGUCUCACCAGUACAGUACAUGUAUAUAGGUAUUGCUUUAUACGAAUGAAGUGUUGUGCUGUUGUCUGCUGUAACACUGGACCACCUUGUCAGUGCUGAUUGGGUCCCCAGGUAAUGAACCAUAGUCACCCUCUAAUGUUUCAAGUUUUACAAAAAACCCUCUGAUCCCCUGUCAGAAGGGGUGUAGCUUCCAAUCACUGAGGUGUGUACUUCCCUAAGGUAGCCUGUAAGGGACGGGGCUUUUUUGGAGCCAUUUGGGCACCAAGCUCAGAAUGUAGGGCCCCCAACCCCCCGCCUCCCCUUAAAAAAAACAAAAAACACAGACAUAAGGUGCCCCGGCUCUCACAGGCAAGCCUAGUCACCACCUUAAAGGGCUAUCAGCUAAAGUCACUUUCUAAAAUAUAUUGGUGGUGUUUCUGUGCACCAGGGGGGCCUAAAGAGCAACAUACUGGCAGAGAAUACACUUCUUUUCAUGCAAACACAGAGAGAGACUCUCAUCUUAAAAGUGUGCAAAUGAAUGAUGAAGGAAAAGAAUGUGAUUUUGCAGAAGCUAGAGAGAUUAUUGUUGAAUUAUUUAAUGUUGAAGUGUAAAACUGAAAAAAUAUCCUGACAGGUGGAAAGGAGAAAUUAUGAGAGUAUACUGGUCUGAUAAAACAUCUCAGUCACCGCUUAUUUCAUGAACACUGACAUUUGCAUGUGGUGGAAUUUGUAUAUAUAAUCUUUCUCUUCUCUUAGCUAUUUUUCACCAUCUAAUCUUUGGUUUCCUCCUUCACUACACUUACACAAUUUGCCUGGGGGGGGGUCCUGAAUGUGUUUGUCCCCUUUUGAAGUGCUGUACAGUAUUGUCAACCUCAUCCUCUCACAACCCCCACACCGCCAAACACAUACACACCCCACUAUGGUCAUAUAUCUUUAACAUGAAACCCACCUCCUCUCUACUCCAACUAAAGGUCUAAUGAUUUCAUUCGGUUGCAAUUGUUUAAACUCCACAACUCCUGUGUGUUAGCACUGUUUAGAACUUGGUCCUCCUUGCACUUAGAGAUACUUUUUUAUUUAGAGAACAGGUUACCUGAACUUACACUACUGUGUUGUGAAGAUCAACAUAAUUCUGUUCCUCUUCCCUUGGAGUUUUCCUUUUCUUCUAAACAAAAAUAGGGUGUAACUUCAUCUUGGUAUAAUGAUAUUGGUUCAUGUGUACUGCUACUGUUCCUCCUUCUUACUAACAUUAUGACUGAGUUGUAUAGAGCAAUAAGUUCUUUUUCUCCCAUUUGGAUUCUUCCAUGUUGUGGGCGUCUUCCCUAUUGGCUUGUUUCUAUUCACAAACGCAGAAGGACUCUUAACCGCUUUGUUGUCAUUCCGAUGUGUACUGUUAAGUUUGAAUAUAUUAUAUAUAAAUACAUAUACACAGCAAGUUGUCUCUGUCCAUGUACUGACUAAGUAACAAAUAAGAAAUAAAGACUUUGUCUCAGAA